Messenger RNA from Coturnix japonica (Japanese quail), 4456 nucleotides. Its product is annotated as cystathionine beta-synthase-like. The record is from RefSeq and is a predicted model, not a curated record. Lineage: Eukaryota; Metazoa; Chordata; Aves; Galliformes; Phasianidae. Gene Ontology annotation, molecular function: cystathionine beta-synthase activity. Gene Ontology annotation, cellular component: cytoplasm.
AAUGCUCGCUAUGUCUCGCUCCCUUUUUAUGGCUGGCUGGUUCUCACCAGUCACUGUUUCCUGACCUAGGGACAACGCAGUUCAUCAGCAGGAUCCUGUGACGCCAAAGCUGCAAUGUAUCCACUCUGAUAAAAUACAGGGUGGUGCAAGUCUGCUGUAGCACAGCUUCAGUUUUGUGUUUCACCCUUGUUUCUUUUUUUAGCUCAAUAGAUUUUUAUUGCAUUCAUCCUCUGUCCGGUUCCCUGCAGUAAAAUGACAGGGAUAGCAGUGCCGACCCCAUCCAGCUUCCCAUGAGUGACUUCUUCCUCCAUUCUCAGCUGGGCACAGACAAAGCACAAAACCUAUGUCAAGAAGCUCAAGUUGGGUGACUUUUAAAAAACAAACUUGAUCCAAAAAAGACCUAUACAGAUAUCUGCUUCAUUUUAGGCUGAAAAGAUCUCCUUUCAGUUCAGUAACUGACGAACCUUAUAUUUUUACAGGGCUUCAAGCACAUGCUGCUUCAGAGGGCGGCCAGGGAGAGGUGCCUGGGUUAUUCUGUAACUGCAGUGCCCAGCAAACACAUCCCUUACCGGGGUUAGGCCUAUUUGCAGCUUCUUUAUGAGAGAUCUACAUGAUCUACGUCAUAUCAGAUAGCCCACGAGAUUCUUCUACAACGGAUUACCUCUGGCAAUGUUUUCCAGAGAUUUCCUUUACUGCAAAAAGACCAAAGGUAAUGCCAUUCCUGUGCUAAUAACUAAAAGACCAGUCUGGGUCUUGGAAAAGGCUCCAUGAUAAGCAUUCCUAUAGGGUUACUCGUUACUCUGGCUCGACUGUAGCAGUGUAGCUUCCUCCACCACUGUGUUGUGGGGAGCAGGGCACAGUGGUGAGAAGCAGAAAGGAAAGGGGGGACCUAACAGCCACAAGGGAGGGAUUCUCUCUCUUCUAGGAGAUCCGCACCCAGAUAAUCUCUCACAAUGGCCCCAACCAGAGUUUGGGAAUCACUGUAGAGCUGAACACAUUUACUGCUCUCAGGUGACUUACUAGUAAAGCUGUUGGUCAGGAACAGAGAGGUGUAGGGCUGGAGGCUGCAUAAAGACUAACCCGGGUUCCAGGGUUAGUGGCAUGUCUUUUCUGUCAUUGCUAAUGCCUGAUUCAGCAAGGUACACGCUGACUAGACCUGAAUUGAAGCAGCAGUCUUAGACAUGAAAAGAGAAUCAGAAACCACAUUCAGAACUGACCACAACAUUGCUGGGGGCUAAGCUGCAAUCGCUUCUGAAGAUAAGUAUGAAUUAAAACACAAUAAAUCAUUUAUCUUUUUUAUGCCCCAAUCAUUUAUGAUUAGAGAGUAAUCAGAUGCUGGGCAUAAUUAGGCGUGGGGUGGGACCCAAUCAGCACCAUCUCCACAGAGCGCUCUGCUGCCGCUCAUUGGUGUUCACUAUCACAGGGCACAUAUAAGCUCGGAGCUGGAGCACACUGAAAGCACUCGGACAGUACGCUGGAGGUGGGACAUCCACACAGAGCGAAGCGCAGCCCCAUACACCUGGCAGGUGGAGAAGCCACUGAGAAAGCACAGCACUGACUUCAAACAGUCCCGCUGCUUCAAAGAAGUGACUGCAAGUGGGUGAAACGAGUGAGCAGGAGGAUGGCAGAAAUGGAUACAUCCAAGACAUGCCUGCUCAUGAAUGGCAGCUGCAUGGGAAGUCAGGACAGCAAAGGCGACAGCGCAUGGGUUCUUCCCAACUUGCCCAGUAAGUGCACGUGGACAGCUGCUACGCCUGCCAACAAGUCUCCACACUCCUGUGUACCCUUAUCAGAAGAAACAAAGAUUUUACCCAACAUCUUGAAGAAAAUUGGCAGCACCCCCAUGGUCCGAGUCAACAAGAUUGGGAAGUCCUAUGGGCUCAAGUGUGAGCUCUUGGCAAAAUGCGAAUACUUCAACGCAGGAGGCAGCGUGAAGGACCGUAUCAGCCUGAGGAUGGUGGAAGAUGCAGAGAGAGCAGGGAUUAUAAAACCAGGAGACACGCUGAUCGAGCCCACUUCGGGGAACACAGGAAUCGGGCUGGCUCUGGUCGCUGCAGUGAAAGGCUACCGCUGCAUCAUUGUCUUGCCAGAGAAAAUGAGCAUGGAGAAGGUUGAUAUUCUGAAGGCACUGGGUGUUGAAAUUGUGAGGACCCCAUGCACCCGUUUCGAUGCUCCGGAGUCUAACAUUCGUGUCGCCUGGAAGCUGAAAAAUGAAAUCCCAAACUCUCACAUACUGGAUCAGUACCGAAAUCCAAGCAACCCUCUGGCUCAUUACGACACCACCGCUGAGGAAAUCCUGGAGCAGUGUGAAGGCAAAGUCCACAUGGUGGUGAUUGGGUCUGGCACAGGGGGCACCAUCACUGGCAUUGCGAGGAAGUUGAAGGAGAAGUGCCCCGAGUGCAAAAUAAUUGGUGUAGACCCUGAAGGCUCCAUCGUAGCUCUGCCCAGUGAAUUGAACAGGACAAACAAUAUAACCAUAGAGGUGGAGGGCAUCGGGCAUGACUUUAUCCCUACUGUCCUGGACAGAUCAGUGGUUGAUCAGUGGUAUAAAUGCAACGACAGAGACUCGUUCCUCAUGUCUCGCAGGCUGAUUAGAGAGGAAGGGUUGUUGUGUGGUGGCAGCUCAGGCAGUGCCAUGUCUGUUGCUGUACAGGCUGCCAAGGACCUGAAGGACGGUCAGCGCUGCGUCGUCAUCUUGCCCGACUCUGUCAGGAACUACAUGUCCAAGUUCCUGAAUGAUAAAUGGAUGAUAAAAAACGGAUUCCUAAAUGAUGUCCAGGAGCACAAGCCUUGGUGGUGGAACAUCAAGGUGCAGAAACUGAAUCUCUCAGCCCCUCUCAUUCUUCUCCCAGAAGUCAGCUGUCAAAAGGCAAUUGAAAUCCUCCGGGAGAAGGGAUACGACCAGGCUCCCGUUGUUGCUGAAUCAGGACUUAUUCUGGGGAUGGUAACCCUCAGCAACACCCUGACCUCAGUGCUGGCUGGAAGCGCACAGUUCUCAGACCCCGUUACAAAAGUAAUCUACGACCAGUUCUCCAAGAUCAGCCUGGAGGACAGCCUUGGGAAGCUUUCCUGCAUCCUAGAGAAUGACCACUUUGCUAUUGUUGUGCACGAGCAAAUGCAGUUCAGUGGGAAUGGCAGUUCCUUCAUGAAACAGAUGGUGUUUGGCGUGGUCACUGCGAUGGACCUCCUCACCUUUGUCAGCAGAAAUGACAAGAAGUAAGGAAGGAGCCCGGCCGUGCUGAGCCCCGUGUCUCCAGCAGGGUCAGCUGCUCCUCCUGAGCAUGAAACACGUGGCUGAGGAUAUUUUGUGGUCUAAUCCAGCUGAUGGUUUCUCAAAAUGACUAUGUGAAAAUUGUAAUGUAAUAACCAUGUGUCUGCUAGAUGCCAGCCAGAGCAUCGCUAAAGAGAAGCGAAACAAAGAAAUUACAUUUGAUGGCCGUAUGUGGUUACAUGGAGCUACCUAGGGCUGGACAGGUAACAAGGGGUUAGGUUGGGAUGAAGGUUGCUGCUGUUGUUGCCCAGAUGAUUCCCGAUGCAGGCUUUAGUGCCUUCAGGAGAAGAAGGAGGUCUCACUGAGAUUGGAGCCCAUCUCCAACAAGAGCAGCUCAGCUCCUCUCGGCUCCUCUUGAAGGCUGGGGACAAGCCAUGUCACACUGCGCCCUCCUGACCCUCAUCGCAUCUCACAGAGGCUGCAGUUCCCUGGGGACCCUGCUCCUUACCCUGACUCCUUUUGGGAUACGGAGACUGGGGCAAGCAGGAGGGAGAGAGCCAGGAGGAGCAGGGUGUGUGGGGUUCCUGUGGGGCUGCAGGGCUGGUGGGAGCAGUGCGGGCCGCACGUCCCCUGGGCUGGGACAGCCAGCCGCACCCCUCUGAGGAGCGGAGACUCAUUCUCACGACAUGAUAACAGGGCCGUGAGACAGGGCUAUGUCCCAAUUUCCUGUCUUAUUCAGCUCAUGAAUAUUCAGCCUGAGAGCUCAUUUUCAAGGGAGCAAAGGGGAAAGGGGUCCUGUUGCUGUCAUAAUAUUGUGUUCCAGGAACUGAUAACGAAGGUCAAAAGAGGCAUUUGUCAUGGCUCUGAAAAUGUAAAUGAAAUCAAAUGUGAAACCCGUGCUGUGGGAACAAGCUGAGUUGCUGCUGCUGAAACCUGCUUUGGGAGAGCUGCUCUCAAAACAAGCAUUGAGCUUUGCAGUUCAUCCCUGCAUCUUGGGAGCUCCUCCGAGGGGACAACAACCGAUUCUGGCUUGCUGCUAAGUGGCUGGUCCGUACUUGCAAUUGAAUCUAGUUUGUAUGAGGUUUUUAUUAAAUUAAGGAAUGCUGACGUAUUUAUAUUUAGGAAUAGUGUCUCUGCCACCUUUUGCUCCCUUCAGUUACACAAACAUUAUCGCAUCUUCUGUGAGUUUUCGCCUGAGCAAUGACUGUAUUUGUCCAAAGAAAGAGUAAAAACUAAUCAGAUGGA